Molecule: messenger RNA, 1024 nt
Organism: Aphis gossypii (cotton aphid)
Lineage: Eukaryota; Metazoa; Arthropoda; Insecta; Hemiptera; Aphididae
Exons: 5
Coding region: 141-800 (219 amino acids)
Source: RefSeq, a predicted model, not a curated record
UUUAUAAAAUUGCAUUCAGUGAGCGGCUCGACAUCAGUGCGCUGUCGUUUAUUUAACUGUUUACUCUUCGUUUUGUGUUGAACUGAAAUCCUUGAACGUUUUCAAGUUAAAGACUUGGUUGCAAUCGUGUUUAACGAGAAAUGGAGUCUAUAACGGCAUUCUACAUUUUACUUGCCGUCACAUCAUCCUGGGCUGCAGUGAACUAUGAUGCUGACGUUAAGCUAUCAGUAUGUCCUCCACUUGGACUUGGAGUCAACUUUGAGGUUACAACGAUACAAACAAGGUCGCGAAUGUAUGGUUGCGCCAACUUGGAAAAAGAUGCGGUAGUAAGCACAACUCCACUAUUGAAUUUGUGGCUUGAACGUCCCGUGGAAACCAGCGUACAUGGGCAUUGUAAUGACAAGACUAAGAUGGACCACUUCAUAUUUGAGUGCAUGUCAAAAUACGAACACAGGGAAGGUGAAAAGGUUGUUGGAAAGAAAGGUUGGAAUUAUAUAAAACUAGCAGACCGUAAGCCAAACUUGAAUAAUAAAAAUGAAACCAUCAGAUCUCUGUUCUACCGAUGUGCCGUGUAUGAUGUGCAUGACUCCGCUGUUGAGGGGAUAAAAAUAAUUCGAAUGACAAUAAGCGAGGGAAGAACACAGGAUAAGAUAGAGAUUGACCAGUGUGAAAGUCUGUCGAAAACUAUGGGACACGAUAGAUUACCAUUCCUUCCCGAGGGAACACGACGAUGGCCUAAUGGAUCAAUAUAUAUAUAUAUGUUGGGAAGAUCUUACUUCAAUCAAGCCAACUCAAAGUAACAACGAAAUUAAAUCUAAUAAGAGGAUGGCACAGUUAUAACAAGUCGUCCAAUAAUUAAAAUCAUUUCAGCUACUACAACUACAGUCUACAAUAGUACCCACCUUCACAGAAGAUCACUUUUAUAUAUUAUUUUACUAUCUCAAUGAACUUAUGAUACAUUACAUUUAAAUAACUUUAAAAUUGUAUGUUUCUUUUUUUAAAUAAACGGAUUUUUAAACUUCAA